AUGAAACUAGAUGAUCUUCCUACGGAAAUACUAGAUUUGGUAUUUCUUUACAUAAAUUCAAAGGAUUAUCUCAACUUUCUUCUGAUAAGCAGUAGAAUUUACAACAAAUGCCAGAAAAAUAUAUUUAAAUUUCUUUCAGUCAGGUUGUACUACCCAACCGGAUUAACGUCUGGAUUUAAAUGUUACAAACAGUUAAGAGCAACAGAACAGCUACUUGAACAGUUACAUAAAAAACAAAUUCUUGCAGAAUCUAUAAGAUCCAUUGAAAUCAGAAACGAUAAUAAACUAUUUACAAAACCGAAUGAAGGGCCUUAUUUCCAUUUUAAAAGAUAUGAUAGACUAAGUAUGGCCAUUAUCGAUGAACUUCCUUUGCUUUGCGGUGUACGGAUGCUAUAUUGUGAAAUAUCAAAAGGACAACUGCUUGAUUUACUUGUUCAAGGGUUUCAUAACAACCUCAAGACACUUAUAAUCAAUAUUACUAGUUGCACAAUUCUGGAUUCACUUGAAAAUAGUGUUAUUGCAAAAACGAGACACAAACUAAAGUUUUUGAAAAUAAUCUAUACCGGUUCAAAACCGUUAAACUUUAGGCCGAUUAAAAUCAGAUAUAUUCGUCGUGCAAUUGGGCAAUUAAGAGAUGAAAAUGGUGAGGGAUGGUUUUCAGAAAAUAGCAUUAAUGAAACUCUUAUAGAACACAUAAAGCAGGAGAGGAAAGGUACAUUAAAAAAGCUUCUUUGUCGGGAAGAGGCAAAAAUCAAGUGCUUAGGCCAAAAACUUGCUCAGAUUGUUGCAUCAAGUUCUAAGACCUUAUUCACAAUCGAAGUGGUUGGCAUGGAUGCAAGUAUAAUAUUUCAGCAUCCAGACACUAAUAAUUAUAUGGAAAAUCUCCGUAUUAUAAGAUUAUGUGAGAGAAGUAUUCAGAAGCUUAAUCUGUGGCUAAGAGAUCUUGAAUUGCUAAAUUUUAAUAGACGCCCAACAUUGAAACCGGAUAGUGGCAAAGAAGAGUGCCUUCCACCAGUAGUGGUAAUAUUCAGUGAUAUUUUUCAGCAUUAUCCCAGUUUAGACCCAUCAGAUAAGAGAUAUAUCUGUUUGUUAAAGUGCUUUAGUCGAUCACAGGGUCACUGGAUUUCAUUAGAUGGAGCUGCGAAGGAUUUUUGGAGAAGAUAUUACUACUUUUAA
Messenger RNA from Brettanomyces bruxellensis, 1176 nucleotides. RefSeq lists its product as uncharacterized. The record is from RefSeq and is a predicted model, not a curated record. Bases 1 to 1176 code for a protein of 391 amino acids. Lineage: Eukaryota; Fungi; Ascomycota; Pichiomycetes; Pichiales; Pichiaceae. Gene Ontology annotation, molecular function: protein binding. The transcript has a single exon.